Camelina sativa (false flax) is the source of this 1509-nucleotide messenger RNA. Lineage: Eukaryota; Viridiplantae; Streptophyta; Magnoliopsida; Brassicales; Brassicaceae. The record is from RefSeq and is a predicted model, not a curated record.
AACAAUAUCUGGACCGAGGAAAAAUCUUCCUGAAUCAUCACAGGAAGAUAAUCUAAGGUUUCCUUAAGCUGCUAAAAUGGAUCCGGCAGCAAGAAAUCUUUACAGAGCUACCUCACCGGAGUAUAUGGAAGACGGUACUCCAAAAGUAACAAUUCCGAGUCAUGUCUUGUUGCAAGGUAUUGAGAAUCAGAAGGAAUAUGUUUUAGGUCAGUUCUAUAGAUGUAGUCCUCCUCCUAAUGGCUUGAUUCAUGCAGUGUUAAAUAGAAUUUGGGGUAGAAAGUGUAAGAUCUUUAUGCGCAAGUUAGAUGGUUCAAGAUUUCUCUUCCAUAUCCCAGAUGCUUCAACCAUAGCGUGGGUUCUCCAAAGAGGAAUAUGGCAUGUUGAUGAUUGUCUUAUGUUUGUUGCUCCUUGGUCUGAUGCAGAAACAUUUGAUCUCCUAGAGAUAUCAACUAUUCCUGUCUGGGUAACACUCAAAAAUAUACCACACAGGUUGUACUCAAUUCCAGGAAUUAGUCAUAUUGCAUCAGGUUUAGGUGCUCCUAUGGCUACGUAUAAACCAAGACUUGACCCUUCCUUAAUGGGGGAGGCCAAGAUAUUGGUGGAAGUGGAGCUGAGUAAAGCUUUCCCUCCUAGGAUUGCUGCAGCUGACAAAAGGGGUAACAUUUCUAUGGUGAAUGUUGAGUAUGCUUGGAUCCCAGCGGUUUGUGGAGAUUGUGGACAGUUAGGGCAUAAGGCCUCCCGCUGUUUGCACCCCCAUCUGCCGAAUGAAAAAAUUACUCAGCUGGUUUCAAAAGAUGUCACCGCUCCUACUAUUGUAAGUAUUUCUAGUCUCUGUGCUUUGGUAUCACCAAUCACUCUUCCAUCUGAGCCUCCAGUUGCUCCUAUUACCACAACCACAAAAAUCCAACUCGAUACAGCUCUAGCAGUUGAUGCUAGCCAAAUCCAAGUCAUAGAGGAAAGCACCGAGGUGGCAGAUUGUCAUACAAUUGUUGAAGCUGGAAUUGUAACUGAGGCUGUUUACUCAGUUGAAACAGUUACUGAAAUAGCAGGCUCACAUGAACAUGCUCUUAGUGAACGUGAGGUAAGACAUGUCAUGACUAACAACAGGUUUAACCAUUUGGGGUCUUCGUUUUCAGAUGGAGAGUCACUUGAGUCAGAUGGAGAUUCAAUUGAGUCCGAUGAUUCCGACACUGAGUCGAGAAUAUUGGAUCAAAUGACUCCGGCUGGACAAUGAAUUUUGCGUGAAAGACCAGUUCAACCUUCCAUCAAAGCUAAGGAGAUACAAGAAUCUUCUAAUGCUCGAGGAAGGGGUAACCGAGGACGUGGGAAUCGUGGACGCGGGAAUCGUGGACACGGGAACCAUGGGCGUGGUUAGUUGUCCUGUCAUGAAGAGAUAAGAAGCUAACCGAAGCGGAAGAUUCGGUUACCAACUUUAUUCUACUUGUAAUAUGGGCAUCUGUUUGUAUUAAUUUCUUGUUUUUAAGAACUGUAUGACUUAGCACAGUCAUG